GAAUAUCAUCAAUCAAGACUCAUUAAACUGCCUCGUGCUGAUAUUAUUCUAAUAUCAAUAAAUAAAUAGAUAAUAUAAGAACCAGAAGGACAAGCCCUACACAAGAGCUAAAUCUCACAAUUCAGAGUAAUUGGCAUUAGUGCCCGAAAAUUUCUUCUCAAUUGUUGAUCAAGAAUUUGAGUAUGGCAAAAGGUGAUGUUCAGCUACUAGGGUCGUGGGCAAGCCCAUAUUCUAACCGGGUACAAAUGGCUCUCAAUCUCAAAUCCAUCGAUUUUGAGUUCGUCGAAGAGAAUUAUUACAACAACAAAAGCGAGCGGCUUCUGAAAGCCAAUCCAGUUCACAAGAAAAUCCCAGUCCUAAUUCACGACGGGAAGCCUGUUUGUGAGUCCCUUGUAAUAAUUCAUUAUAUUGACGACGUUUGGAAUACAAAUGGUCCGAACAUUCUCCCUUCUGAUCCUUACGAUCGAGCAGUGGCCCGUUUUUGGGCAGCUUACAUUGAUGACACGUGGUUCCCAUUAUUCAAAGAGUUAUUCAAGGGAGGAGACGAGACGAGAGCCACGGUCCUGGCGAAAAUAUCGGAAGGAGUGACCCUUUUGGAGGAGGCUUUUGCCAAAUGUGGCAAAGGGAAAGACUUUUUUGGAGGGGAUAACAUUGGCUAUAUCGAUGUUGUAUUGGGAAGCUACUUGGGCUGGGUAAAGGUUACUCAAACAGUGUAUAGUGUGAAAUUGUUGGAUGAGACUAAGGCCCAUGGGCUGGCAGCAUGGGCUGAGAGGUUCAUUUCACAUGAGGCUGCUAAGGAUGUUGUACCAGAUGUUCAGAAGCUUGUACAGUUCUUCAUGAUGGUUCGAGCUGCAACAGCUUCUUCUAGUGAUUAAUUAGUUUUUUCUUUGUUUCGUGAUAUAAUAUGAAUUUUCUAUUUCCCAAAGGUUGUUCUCUUGGCGUGGCGAGAACUCUAAAAGUAGUAAUGUUGUGUAAUAACAGUAUUAAUGUAUUUUGCAGACAUUGGGUCGUCUGUGUUUUUAACUUUGAACAUCUGAUGAGGCGCAAUGUGUUCAGGCCCUUCAGGGAUUGCUUAUUUACCAAUUUA
Messenger RNA from Striga asiatica, 1087 nucleotides. The record is from the annotation of a GenBank genome assembly. Lineage: Eukaryota; Viridiplantae; Streptophyta; Magnoliopsida; Lamiales; Orobanchaceae.